Messenger RNA from Polypterus senegalus (gray bichir), 531 nucleotides. RefSeq names its product interferon alpha-inducible protein 27-like protein 2A. Gene Ontology annotation, biological process: apoptotic signaling pathway. NCBI's taxonomy places the organism in Eukaryota, Metazoa, Chordata, Cladistia, Polypteriformes, Polypteridae. Gene Ontology annotation, cellular component: membrane; mitochondrion. The record is from RefSeq and is a predicted model, not a curated record. The transcript is spliced from 5 exons. The coding region runs from base 72 to 485 and encodes 137 amino acids.
CAUAUUUUCCUUUAUUCCAGUAGGAAUAGAACAUUCACCAGGUAACACACACAAAAACCUGUGCAUUAAACAUGUACCAGAAGACUACUGCUGUUUUGUUCAUAAUUUUGAUUAUCACUUUCCAAGGAGAAGGAAAAAGCAGUUCUGAGGAUGAAGGUGGAAGCCUUUUUAAUUAUGCACUACUGAUUGGAGGAGCAGCGGCAGGUGUGGUAGCUGCUCCUGUAUUGUUGGGUGCAGUUGGUUUCACAUCAGCAGGUAUUGCAGCAGGAUCUCUUGGAGCCAAGUUAAUGUCUGUAAGUGCUAUAGCCAACGGAGGAGGAGUUGCAGCAGGGGGUGCGGUUGCAGCUCUACAGUCUGCUGGCACUGGACUGGGUUUGGCAGGAAAUGCUCUGGCUGCUGCCUUUGGAAGUGCAACAGCUUCUGCAGUAUUCAAAAAGCACAGAGCUCACCAGGAUGCUUACAUCUUGCCUGAAGAAGUGGCCUGAGUUGCCUCAAAAGCUUGGCAUAUAAUAAUCUUUUAGUUAGCAAUAA